AUGCCGCCGGUGGUGAAGAGCGCGCUCGCGUACUACGUCCGAGCGGUCGCGUACGUCUCCCUGUGGGCGGCCGCGUCCGUGACGCUCGUCAUGGCGAACAGCUACGCGAUCCGCGUCGACGAGUUCGAGUUCCCGAUGACGAUAUCCAUGUGUGGGCCGCUUCUCACGUUCCUCGUCGCCCUCGUCGCGGUCCUGAGCGGGCACACCAAGCUGACGCGGCGGAUGACCGCGGGGGAGUACGCGCGGACGAUGCUCCCCGUCGGCGUGUGCACCGCGUUCAGCCUCGCGAUCGGGAACGCCCUCUACCUGUACUUCGAAGUCUCGUCGGUGCAGCUCCUGAAAGCGUUCUCCCCGGUCGUGACCGGCGGCAUGCUCGUCGCGCUCGGGAUGGAUGUCGUCACCGCCCCGAAGCUGUGCGGCGUCGUGAUGAUGACGGGCGGGACCGCGCUCGCGUGCAGCGGCAUGACCGAGUUUAGCGUCGUCGGGUUCUGCAUCGUCCUCGGCGGCGAGCUCGUGGAGGGGUCGCGGAUGGUCCUGUGGCAGCACGUCCUGAAGACGAAGAAGAUGCCGAUGAUCGAGGGGUUGCUGUACUACGCCCCGGCCGCGUUCGUUUUCCUCGCGACCGGGGUGGCGAUCUUCGAGCGGGACGCGUUCUCGGAGUCGGAAAACUCGAGGAAGCUGUCGCGGAAGCCGCACUUGUACUUGGGCAUCGGCGUGCUCGGGGCGCUCGUCAGCGUCGGGACCGUGGGGGCGAUUCAGAUAUGUGGCAGUUUAACGUUCAAAGCCCUCGCGCAGGUGAGGAACGCGGUGAUCAUCUUCGGCGCGGUCUUAUUCUACGGCGACGACUUGACGAUCAGAGAGGUGUGCGGGUACGUCGUGACGCUGAGCGGGUUCACUUUGUAUCAGUAUUACAGGACGCAGGAGGACAUGAGGGAGAUACGCGCGACGGGGUACGACGCGAUCGGCGAGGGGGAGAAGGAAGGGUUACUAGCGAAGCAGAAGCGGGGACAGUAG
This is a messenger RNA of Micromonas pusilla CCMP1545, 1014 nucleotides long. Its product is annotated as Drug/Metabolite transporter superfamily. Gene Ontology annotation, molecular function: antiporter activity. The record is from RefSeq and is a predicted model, not a curated record. The coding region runs from base 1 to 1014 and encodes 337 amino acids. Gene Ontology annotation, cellular component: endosome; Golgi apparatus; trans-Golgi network. NCBI's taxonomy places the organism in Eukaryota, Viridiplantae, Chlorophyta, Mamiellophyceae, Mamiellales, Mamiellaceae. The transcript has a single exon.